This is a messenger RNA of Pyrenophora tritici-repentis Pt-1C-BFP, 1185 nucleotides long. Lineage: Eukaryota; Fungi; Ascomycota; Dothideomycetes; Pleosporales; Pleosporaceae. The record is from RefSeq and is a predicted model, not a curated record.
AUGUCGAUAAGCAACAACUCGAGACUAGGCUUAGUGCAUUAUAAUGGAGAAUAUGAGGAGAAAGGAAAGCUUGUAGGUGGCUUUGGAGACCUAUCUAUCAGUGCUGAGAACAGCUCAUACCAGACUCUCAGUACACUAGCAUCAUCUGACACAGUCAUUCCAGAAGGUUACACUCUCAGUGGAUGUGUAUACUGUGCAGCCGUCCGCUACGACUUGCCGGGCUUGGCCACGCUGGCGAGAAACAAGAUCAGAUCUUUCAACAUCAGCAUCUUUGACGUUCUUUCUGUAGCAAGGGACCAUACAUUUCCACUUCUACCAGAAUGGGAUACUUGGUAUCAGACCUACGUCGAAGAGGCGCUCAACAGGGCCAUGGCAGAGGACCCGGAGCCUUUUCGAAAACCUGAUUUCAUCUCGAUGGUUGAAGGUAACGGAAAGCUACUAAGGCUAGUGUGGGAAACUGUAUUAAGCAACUACGCCCGCAUAUCAGCACCAUCAGUCGCUGGAGAAGACAGGGCUACUACUCCGACGCCCGGUCUUGUUUCAGAAUUAGCGCCUUCAACCACCUGCAGUAUUGAAGAGUCUGGUUAUGAGACAGGAAACUGCUCUACCGCUCCAGUGAAAGAGCCCGCCCAAGUGGAAGAGGCUGCGCAAGUAGAAGAGGCUGCGCAAGUGGAAUAUCCAGUACCAGUGGAAAGGCCCGUGGCGGUGGAAGAAUCUGUACCGGUGCCUAUCCCCAUGGACGGUAUCGUCGAAACGGCGGUUGUGACUGCCAAUGUCUUCACAGAAUUUAAAGAAGAAGAGUCUUUGCAAAUGGAAGAAAUCGAGCCCACGGCAGAAUUUCCACCGACCCCUGAGCCCUUUACAGAUGAGUUGGGCUUUGGUUCCAGCAAGACAUACCAAAAGAUGUGCAAGAGAUCAGACCAAUUGGGUGCAGACGGUGUAAGCCCCACAGAGCCCGAGGCGUCCGCUCAUGUACGAUUCGAUUCUGUGAUGCAGGUCGAGCAGAAAGCGAUCAAGCCUGUUGUGGAGGCGAAUGUGGUGGCCGGGGCGAGUGUGGCAGGCGAUAGCCCACGGCAGGUGCCGAUCGAAGGGCGUGAAGCGUUCCCAAUUCCAAAAAAGAGCAAGAAAGCAAAGAAGAGUAAGAAACUGCCCAAGGCGCCGAUUGAAGUAGAGUCCAGUACUUAA